Anolis sagrei ordinatus is the source of this 1127-nucleotide messenger RNA. Lineage: Eukaryota; Metazoa; Chordata; Lepidosauria; Squamata; Anolidae. The record is from RefSeq and is a predicted model, not a curated record.
UCCGGGUCAUGCGGCUGGGGUUUUUGCUUCCGGGGGGAGGCGUCCGCCAUGGAGCCGCGGCUGUGAGGAGCCCCCGGCCCGGGGCCCCCGCCUGAGGCCUGAGGCCGGAGCCGGAGGACAUGGACAAACUGACCAUCAUCUCAGGAUGCCUCUUUCUGGCUGCAGACAUCUUCGCCAUCGCCAGCCUGGCCAACCCGGACUGGAUCAACACCGGAGAAUCCGCGGGUGCUCUCACAGUUGGCCUUGUGCAACAGUGUCAAACCAUUCAUGGACGUGACAGGACCUGUAUCCCUCCUCGGUUGCCUCCUGAGUGGGUCACCACCUUAUUUUUCAUCAUCAUGGGCAUCAUUUCACUGACUGUCACAUGUGGCUUGCUAGUGGCUUCCCACUGGCGAAGAGAAGCAACUAAAUAUGCACGCUGGAUAGCAUUCACUGGAAUGGUCCUAUUCUGCAUGGCAGCCCUAAUCUUCCCCAUAGGAUUUUACAUCAAUGAAGUGGGAGGCCAACCUUAUAAACUGCCGAACAACACAGUGGUUGGUUCAUCUUACGUACUGUUUGUUUUAUCCAUUUUCUUUACAAUAGUGGGACUUCUAUUUGCUGGCAAAGUAUGUUUACCGGGCUGACGAACAUCUAGCUGCUGCACCGUUCAGUCAUGAAGGAGAGUAGGACGCCCUACGCAUUCUCGGGAGGAUGCCAGUGUCGGGCUGUUGCCCACCUAACCGGAAGAAGGAGGUCUCUGUUUUCACUAUGCACUUUGGAUUUUUUUAAGAUUUUUAUUUUAUUUUUACAAUGGAGAGCCUUUCCCAUAACCAAAUACAGACAAUCUUGACUCAUCUCCUGAGCAUCUGGAUGCGGUCAAGUGUGCACUGUGAUAGGAACUCGCGUAGGAGGAGAAUUUAUUUUCUACAUAACCGAGCAGUGUUCUUGUGCCGUCGCCCCUCUCCACAUCGCUGUACUGUACCUUGAAAAGAAAAUGUGACAAUUUUGAAAAUCUCAAAAAGUAUUUAUGGACUUUGGUUGACCAGAGGUUUGCCAAGGGAGUUGGAAGUGGGGCUGGCCUCACUCUCUUUAGGAGAUUAGCCUCUUCUUUCUGUAGGAGGCAAGAAGUGUUUGCCAUCAAAAACAAA